Molecule: messenger RNA, 3013 nt
Organism: Lycium barbarum (goji berry)
Lineage: Eukaryota; Viridiplantae; Streptophyta; Magnoliopsida; Solanales; Solanaceae
Product: G-type lectin S-receptor-like serine/threonine-protein kinase SD2-5
Exons: 1
Coding region: 276-2774 (832 amino acids)
Biological process (GO): protein phosphorylation
Molecular function (GO): protein serine/threonine kinase activity; ATP binding
Source: RefSeq, a predicted model, not a curated record
AUGGCAAAGAUUGAAAAAGAAACCCAAGCUAAAAGAAACUAAUUUGUGGAGCUUUUUACAAUUACAGCUAUUACUUUGGAAUCUAUUCUGUUAUUUACAAGGGGUCAAAGGCCAAAACAAUAUGCUUUACGGAGGGGGCAACUAAUCAAGAUUUCACAUAUUGUGAAAAAGAAACGACUGCAGAGCAUAGACUGGUUCUUCCUAUCCUUCUAUUCGUUUGAAAAGAGUUGAUUUCUACUUCAAUUGAGCAGAGCCUUCUUCCUGAAAACAGCCCUAUGGUUCUUGAUUACAGCACAUAUCGUGCCACUCUUUUCAUGGCCAGUCUCCUCAUCCUUUCUUCAAAGCAUCUGAUUAGUAGUCAACCUCCUCAAACUUUUAUUACCAAUUCCUCCAUUUCCUGGAUCAAUAGCCCCUCCUAUGUAGUGAAUUCCACAGACGGAGCCCAAGUGACACCCAUCCUUCUCAGAGAAGGCAAUGAGACUCGGUUUGUCUGUGGUUUCUUAUGUGAUUACAAUGGCACUGCUUGCGUUUUUGGUAUCCUUUUAUACCCAAAUUUCCAUGAUUCUUAUUUCGAUUAUCCGAGAUUAGUAUGGUCAGCAAAUCGGAACAAUCCAGUUAGAGUAGAUGCAACCUUACAACUCAGGAAAGACGGAGGCGUGUUCUUAAGGGACUCAAAUGGCACUUUGAUCUGGAAUACAAGCACAAGUGGUAAGAUUGUUUCAGGCUUCAACUUGACAGAGAUGGGAAAUCUUGUCCUCUUUGACAAAAGUAACGACACCAUUUGGCAGUCUUUUGAUCAUCCAACAGACACUUUGGUUCCAGGACAAAUAAUGGCCCCUGGACAGAAACUGAUAUCCAGCAUAUCAGCAUCAGACUGGAAUGAAGGUAUGUUCACACUUGAUGUUAAAAGUUCUGGCCUUUUUGCUUACAUUGAGUCAAAUCCACGCCAACUUUAUAGCUCAACACUUGGUUUGGAUAAACCUUUCCAGUUUCCUGGACUAGGCUUCACUUUGAAUAUAAGUGAUUCCGAAGGGAUUUAUACAGUGUCUUUCCAAUUUUCAAACGUUCGAUUCAUGAGAUUUGGGACUGAUGGGCAUUUAAGGGUGUAUUACUGGGGGGAAUCAUCUUGGUCAGAGGAGGCUGAUGUAUUGACAGCCUCCAUUGGUGAUUGCGGGUAUCCAACGGUCUGUGGGAAUUACUCUGUUUGUGGAAAUGGGCAGUGUAGUUGUCCUCAAACUGCAGUUGGUCAGACAAACUUUCUCCAGCAGUUAAAUUACAAGCACCCAAACCAGGGGUGUUUCCUUGUCACACCUAUUUCUUGUGAAUAUCUCCAGUAUCAUGUGCUUAUGGAGCUUAAGGACACGGCUUAUAUUCCCCGCUAUUUGCAAUAUGGUAUGACAACAGAGUUGGAAAAUUGCAAAAAGUCAUGCUUAAGCAACUGUUCUUGCAAAGCAGCUCAAUUUCGAUUUAUUGGUCCUGGUAACACAAUGGGUGACUGUGUAUUGUUGAAUGAAGUGUUUUCUCUCACAGAAAACGAUGGAGCACUCAAUAAGACCACUCUUUUUAUCAAGGUGCAGAACUCCUCUCCCCUACAAGCCCUUCCAUCACUUGUCUAUUCAGAGAAGAAAUCGAAGCGUAUCGCAACAAUAGUAGGAUCCACCAUUGGAGCUUCAUUUGGUUUGCUCUUUCUAGUUUUAACUUUCUUUGCCUUUCUUUUCAGAAGGAGAAAAGGACUUGAGGAAGACGAGGAGGAGUUUCUUGACCAAGUACCAGGAAUGCCUUCUAGAUUUUCCCAUGAGGAACUAACUGUUAUGACAGAAAAUUUCAGUAAGAAACUUGGGGAAGGAGGAUUUGGUUCUGUAUUUGAAGGAAUAAUGAGUGAUGGUACCACAAUAGCAGUGAAGCAUCUACAAGGUUUCGGUAAUGUGAAGAAAUCAUUCUUAGCUGAGGUAGCAUCAAUAGGUAGCAUUCAGCAUGUCAAUCUGGUAAGACUUGUUGGAUUUUGUGCUGAGAAAUCACACAGACUUCUGGUUUAUGAAUACAUGGCCAAUGUUUCUUUAGAUAGGUGGAUUUUUCAUAGAAAGCAGGAACAAUCUCUCACAUGGGAUGUCAGGAAAAAAAUCAUGUCAGAUGUCGCCAAGGGCCUAGCUUACCUACAUGAAGAUUGUAAUAACAAAAUUAUUCAUUUGGAUAUUAAACCUCAGAACAUUCUUCUUGAUCACAAUUUCAAUGCAAAAGUAUCAGAUUUUGGGUUAUCAAAGCUUGUGGGUAAAGAUGAAAGUAAGAUAAUUACAACAAUGAGAGGAACCCCAGGCUAUUUAGCACCUGAAUGGUUGCAUGAGGCCAUUACUGAGAAAGUGGAUGUUUAUAGCUUUGGGGUUGUGAUCUUGGAAAUCAUCUGUGGGCGAAAGAAUUUGGAUCGUCAUCAAGAUGAGGAUGAUAUGCAUUUGCUUAGUUUGUUCAAGAGAAAAGCAGAGGAGAAACAACUCUGGGAAAUAGUGGACAAGAACAGUAUAGACAUGCAGCUCCAUAGAGAAGAGGCUGUGGAAAUGAUGAAGAUUGCAGCAUGGUGUUUACAAAGUGAUUAUACUAAGAGGCCUUCCAUGUCAUUGGUAGUUAAGGUGUUGCAGGGUUUAGUGGCUGCUGAAACCGACUUGGACUACAGCUUCCAGUAUCCACCAAUUACAAGAAGAAUUGCCAAAGCUAAACAAGAAAGUGAAGCUGUGGUUGGUAUCAGUUUACCAUUUCCAUCAGAGUUGUCAGGACCUAGAUAAACAGCUUGUUAAGUUCCAACAGUGUCACAGCAUUAUUUCUCCUCCAUCACUUGCUUUCAUUCUGUUAUAAAUUGUAUAUGUAAUAUUAAAGUACUAUAAUUUCAAUUUCUUUGACUGGAUUUUUGAUUGUUGUAGUCCAAGACCCCACUUGUGGGAUUUCAUGGGUAUGUUGUUGUUGUUUUGAUUGUUUGUAGCAGUAUUUAUCAUCAAGAUUGAAUAGAUAAUGAAUCACACCAUAC